CUUUAAGAGAGUGUGCACAAUCCCAUGGGAGACGCGCAAUACUCUAUACCUGAUUUCGAUUACUAGCACUUAGGUUGAGAAGAAAAGAGAAGGAAUAAGAUAGGAGGAAUCAAGUGUCAUACGGAGCCACUGUUUUAUCCAUUUUCAGUCCUUUUUACCAGGCCUUUCUCUUACCCUUUAGGGUGCGAUAUUGAAUGCUCCGACACAGUAGUCAUCUGUUUCUCAAGGCUAGACCGAAGAAUGUCAAUGUUGAACCCGGUUCCAAUCGUUACCUAGAACCAGCAGUCCUUGCCAGGGCCAAAGAUAUUUUUUCUGUCCCUGACUUUCCAUGCAAGUCCGUGUUGCACAACUGGCGCUUUUUCAUCAAAGCAGGGAAGGCUGUCACAGGGCCACCGGUGGGCCAGGAGUUUUCCAAACUUGGACUUAAAGCUAUGGACUUUGUGAAGACUUUCAAUGACCGCACAAAGAUUUAUUUCAAAGACGAUAUUGAUCUUAUUGUUCGUAUUCAGGUCUACUUUGAUAAAUCUUAUCAGUAUCGUAUCGAGCCACCGCCAACAGCGUGGUUUUUACUGAGAGCCAUUCGCAAAAAGCGUGGAGAAACUGGUUCUGUAACACUUCAAGGGCACUACUGCGCUCUUCUUACACUUGAAAUGUGCUACGAAAUUGCGAAAAUGAAACAAAUAAAUUGGGGUAAGGUUGAAUAUCCACCUAUUGAGGUACGUGUGCGGCGCAUCGUUGGGCAGGCUCGACGUAUGGGUAUUUGUAUUAUAGGUGUUGAUACCGCAUACAGUUCUCCAAUCAAAGGAUUAUCAGAGAAGCAGUACAAGGCAGACUGUGAGAAGUAUCGUGCUAUUCACAUGGAGCAAUAUGAAAAUUUCAAGGAGAAAGAAUUGUCCGAGGCGCCUUUAAUCGAGCGCUUACACCACCCAAGCAUGUCAGCUUUAUCCGAUAAGCAGAUCGAGGAAGGUCUAAAAGAUCCGAAUUUGUUUAACGCCUUGUGGUUUGCUUCUCAUCCAAAAAGUGCGUAUAUGAGGAACUUAUCACACCGUGAAAUGGCCAGAAAAUAUUUAAAUGCUCAUGGAUGGUUCAAUGAUAUGACAGUAGAGGAAAUGCAGCUAGUUUUCAUGAAUCACAAGCUACCUUCCAAGGAGCGCCAACGACAACUAGAUCAGCAAAAUGAUGUAGAUGAUGGGCAGUUAUAUUGGUCCAGGGAUGGUGUGCAACAAUAGUGUGGUCCCAAUAGGUGGACACAGCAAGGCUUAUAUAGUCUAAUGGGUUAUUUGUCAUUAUUUACAAAAUAUUCUCAUGAUAAAUGAAUAUUCAAUGGAUUUGUCAGUUUGCGUAUGUGGAGUCAAUUUUUCCCCAAGGAGGAAAAUAACUUAUUCGAGAAAAGAAAAUACUGUAAUAAAGGCUUGCACAAGUAUGAUCUAGAUCGAUAA
This is a messenger RNA of Phytomonas sp. Hart1, 1439 nucleotides long. The record is from the annotation of a GenBank genome assembly. NCBI's taxonomy places the organism in Eukaryota, Euglenozoa, Kinetoplastea, Trypanosomatida, Trypanosomatidae.